AUGCUGUUCAGCAACCUGCACAUUGUGGUGUCAUGGGAUUUAGUCUUUGUAUCUCUGAUGCUGCGGUACUUUAAGUCAGUCCUCAUGUCUGUCUUUAGCUCUCUCACUAACAUCACACUGUACCAGGAUCAGAUGCACGAGGUUCUGCUGGUUGUGAUCACGUGGGUGGGGAUCGUCAUCUCACUGGUAUGUCUGGCCAUCUGCAUCUCCGCCUUCUGCUUCCUGAGAGGUCUGCAGACAGACCGCAACACCAUCCACAAGAACCUGUGCAUCAACCUCUUCAUCGCAGAGCUCCUCUUCCUCAUCGGCAUCAACAAGACACAGUACCAGGUCCUGGGCUCUCAGGACCGUUACUCUGCUCUUCCUCCUCGGCCUCACCUGGGCUUUCGGUCUCCUCUUCAUCAACGAGAAGACAGUCAUCAUGGCGUACCUGUUCACCACCUUCAACGCCUUCCAGGGCAUGUUCAUCUUCAUCUUGCACUGCGCACUGCAGAAAAAGGUCCAUAAGGAGUACAGUAAGUGUUUGCGUCACUCAUACUGCUGUGGACGCUCGUCUAACUCCAGCUCUCACGGCUCACUGAAAAACUCUGCACUGCGCACCAACAACCGUUAUUACACCAGCAGCCAGGCCCGACACGCUGCAGCACACAGACAGAGCCGAAUCCGUCGCAUGUGGAACGACACGGUGAGGAAACAGACUGAGUCGUCCUUCAUGGCAUCAGACAUCAACAGCACUCCUACCCUCAAUCGCG
Tachysurus vachellii is the source of this 752-nucleotide messenger RNA. RefSeq names its product adhesion G protein-coupled receptor E3-like. Gene Ontology annotation, biological process: adenylate cyclase-activating G protein-coupled receptor signaling pathway; heterophilic cell-cell adhesion. The record is from RefSeq and is a predicted model, not a curated record. Lineage: Eukaryota; Metazoa; Chordata; Actinopteri; Siluriformes; Bagridae. Gene Ontology annotation, molecular function: G protein-coupled receptor activity; latrotoxin receptor activity. Bases 1 to 507 code for a protein of 168 amino acids. The transcript is spliced from 5 exons. Gene Ontology annotation, cellular component: presynaptic membrane; axon; postsynaptic density.